CCGCCCCUUCCGGCGCCGCCCCCGCCCCGCCGCCCGUCCCCAGCCCGUCCCGGCGGUAAGAUGGCGGCGGCGGCCGAGUGCGAUGUGAUCAUGGCGGCGCCCGAGGGACCCGGCGAGCCCGAGAGCGAGGAGGAGACGCGGAGAGAAGCAGAAUCAUUCAAGGAACAAGGAAACGCAUACUAUGCCAAGAAAGAUUACAAUGAAGCAUACAACUAUUACACAAAAGCCAUAGAUACCUGUCCUAAUAAUGCCAGUUAUUAUGGUAACAGAGCUGCUACGCUCAUGAUGUUGGGGAGAUUCCGAGAAGCACUGGGAGAUGCUCAGCAGUCUGUCAGAUUGGACGAUAGCUUUGUAAGGGGCCAUCUACGGGAAGGGAAGUGCCAUCUUUCCCUAGGGAAUGCCAUGGCUGCCAGCCGCUGCUUUCAGCGAGUUUUAGAACUGGAUCAUAAGAACACCCAGGCGCAGCAAGAGCUGAAGAACGCCAGCACCGUGCUUGAGUAUGAAAAAAUAGCUGAAGUGGAUUUUGAGAAACGGGAUUUUAGGAAGGUUGUAUUUUGCAUGGACCGCGCUUUGGAGUUUGCUCCUGCUUGUCACCGAUUCAAAAUCCUCAAGGCUGAAUGUUUAGCGUUAUUGGGUCGCUACCCAGAAGCACAGUCUGUAGCAAGUGACAUCUUACGCAUGGACUCAACAAAUGCAGACGCUCUGUAUGUCCGUGGUCUCUGCCUUUAUUAUGAGGACUGUAUUGAGAAGGCAGUGCAAUUCUUCGUCCAAGCACUCAGAAUGGCUCCUGAUCACGAGAAAGCAUGUCUUGCCUGCCGUAAUGCCAAAGCACUUAAAGCAAAGAAAGAAGACGGGAAUAAAGCAUUCAAAGAAGGAAACUACAAACUAGCAUAUGAACUAUACACAGAGGCAUUAGGAAUAGAUCCAAAUAACAUAAAAACAAAUGCCAAACUUUACUGCAACCGAGGGACAGUCAAUUCAAAGCUUAGGAAACUUGAAGAAGCAAUAGAUGACUGCACGAAUGCAGUAAAACUGGAUGACACGUAUAUCAAAGCAUACUUGAGGAGAGCGCAGUGUUACAUGGACACAGAGCAGUAUGAAGAUGCUGUAAGAGACUAUGAAAAGGUUUAUCAGACAGAAAAAACAAAAGAACACAAGCAACUUCUAAAGAACGCGCAGGUGGAAUUGAAAAAGAGCAAACGGAAAGACUACUAUAAAAUCCUUGGGGUUGACAAAAACGCCUCUGAAGAUGAGAUCAAGAAGGCUUACAGGAAAAGAGCACUAAUGCAUCAUCCAGACCGACACAGUGGGGCAAGCGCGGAAGUACAGAAGGAAGAGGAGAAGAAGUUUAAGGAGGUUGGUGAAGCCUUUACCAUCCUGUCAGAUCCCAAGAAGAAGGCCCGCUAUGACAGCGGGCAGGAUCUAGAAGAGGAUGGACUGAACAUGGGAGACUUUGAUGCAAAUAAUAUCUUCAAGGCCUUCUUUGGUGGGCCGGGCGGCUUCAGUUUUGAAGCUUCUGGGCCUGGAAAUUUCUUUUUCCAGUUUGGCUAAAAAAAAACAAAACCAAACCCCACACAUACCUGAUCUGCUUAUUUUAACCUUGAAUACGGACAUACUUAGACUCCUUCCUUCAUCAUGUCUCAUUGUACUUAGAGCAGUUUCAUUUUCUCAGUUGGAGACCUCUGUUUUGUGUGCUUUUGUGUGUGAAGAGGAAACCAGCUCGGGGAGGGGAAGACUUGUGAAUUUUGUUUUACUGUUAACUUUAUUAAAAAAGAAAAAAAAUAAAGCUUUGAAUCUUUUGGUCCCUC
Molecule: messenger RNA, 1808 nt
Organism: Phalacrocorax carbo (great cormorant)
Lineage: Eukaryota; Metazoa; Chordata; Aves; Suliformes; Phalacrocoracidae
Source: RefSeq, a predicted model, not a curated record